AUCAUCGUUGAUGAAGCAAAACACAAUGACAGAACAAGGAGUGGCAUCUUUCUCAUCCAGUCUUCUCACUUAUGCCGCUUCCAGUUUAUCUCAAUUCUCAUAGACUAGAAAGUCGCUGCUUUCUUUUCUCACCCAAACAUGGAAGCCAAGUCAGUCUUUCUCCACUCCAAAACACUCCCACUCUGUUAUACCUUCACAGAGAGACCCAACAUCUCUCUCAGGCAUUUCACCAAACACCUUCCACUCAAUUCUCACCUCCACCAACAAACCCUUAAACCCCUCAAAACCCCAUCAAGAUCAUAUCUUUCCCAAAACCCACUAUCCUUUUCAUCACCAACAACAAGAACCCAUUUGUUAACUCCUCUCAAAUGCUCAUAUUCCAGCACCACAAGCCCAGAACCUCAGAACCCAUUGCUUAAACCCUUCAAGAACCUCUCUUUUGAUUCAUUGAGGGAUACCCUUUUCAAAUUAACCCCAUUUGAUGUGAUAAAAUGGUCCGGGAUCUUAUCAAUUGCAAUUGCAGCCACAAAAUGGACCUCCAAUUUGGUGUUGAGCCCCUUUUUCUGGAUGUACUUCAGCUGGACUUGGAUGUUCUGGCCUUGGUUUCUGGCUGUUUCGGUAGGCCUUUAUGGGUUGUACUGUUUUCGAAAGCAUUUAGUUGGUGAAGCAAGCAUGUUUGAGCAGCUUGCUGUUGUUACCUCUGUUUUCACUUGGCUCACACUUGUCCCACCUGCCCAUUUCAAUGGCUUCCUUGAAGGUUGGCCCUAUGUGUUCUUCCUUGUGUACCAUUAUUUCUUUUUCUUCAAUGUUAGUGUGAGGAAGCGUUUGUAUGGAGAUUACUAUGCUCGCCCACAUGACCCCAAGUGGGAUGUGAGCCCUCCGAGGUGGUACCGUCUUUUGUUCAGUGUUGGAGUCAUGAUUGGGCACUGGCUGGCUGCAUUUGAAGGGCCAGAGCUGCACCGUAUUCCUGGCGGUUGGAGUAAUGUGGGCAUUUGGGGAUUGAUAGUUGUCACUCUGCUAAUGCAGUAUAACUCGACAUUGUAUCUUGCAAAGUAUUCCGAAAAGGUGGUGGUGCCAACGGCUGUUGUGCAGUUUGGGCCAUACCGGUGGGUGCGCCAUCCAAUAUAUGCAUCUACAAUGCUGUUGUUUGCCACUUAUUGUGUUGCGCUUAGAGCACCUUUGAGCCUGCUAUUUGUCGUAGCUGUUUGUGUGAUGUACUAUGAUCAGAAGGCGAAACUGGAGGAGGCUUUGAUGAUUGAGACUUUUGGGGAGAGAUAUAUGGAGUAUGCCAGUAAGGUUUGGUACAAGUUCAUUCCUUUUGUCUAUUAGUUAGUCUCUAUGUAUGCUGUUAUUGAUUCUGUAUUCUGAAUGAUAUCAUGUGUUAUUUAAGCACUGAGUUUUGAAAUGAACAUGAGACAUGUUAACCUACUUAGAGA
Molecule: messenger RNA, 1436 nt
Organism: Fragaria vesca subsp. vesca
Lineage: Eukaryota; Viridiplantae; Streptophyta; Magnoliopsida; Rosales; Rosaceae
Exons: 1
Coding region: 139-1329 (396 amino acids)
Source: RefSeq, a predicted model, not a curated record